Molecule: messenger RNA, 1708 nt
Organism: Cyprinodon variegatus (sheepshead minnow)
Lineage: Eukaryota; Metazoa; Chordata; Actinopteri; Cyprinodontiformes; Cyprinodontidae
Gene: marcksl1a
Product: MARCKS-like 1
Exons: 2
Coding region: 236-853 (205 amino acids)
Biological process (GO): central nervous system development; actin filament organization
Cellular component (GO): plasma membrane; cytoplasm
Molecular function (GO): calmodulin binding; actin filament binding
Source: RefSeq, a predicted model, not a curated record
UGCCAUCCUUUACUUUGCGCUCAGCCGCUCUUGGCUUCUCAUUCAACAAGCAGGGUGAGGCUUUUUUUGCUUCCAUAGGAGAAAAAAAAAGAAGAUCCCAUCGGAUAUAUUCACCGCCUCUGACCUCUUUACCCAUCCCGGAGUUGGAUUUUUUUUUUUAUUAUUAAUAAACCUCCUUGGGUUUUUUCUUUUCCGAGUUUCUUUUUCAUUUAUUUUGUUGUGAAGGAAAAAGACAAUGGGAGCCCAGUUGUCCAAGGGUGGAGUGGAGGUGGAGGGGAAAGCCGCCGCUGACCCUGCUGCUGCCAAAGCCAACGGCCAGGAGAAUGGCCAUGUGAAGACCAAUGGUGAUGUUUCAGACAAACCUGAUGGGGAAGUAGUCGCCGCCGAUGGGAAUGGAACCGCUGAACCAGCCAAGGAGGGCGAAGCCAACGCUGGGGACGCCAUUGAGCCUGCUCCAGUUGCUGAGGGUGAAGCUUCCAAGGCAGAGGCAGAGGCUGGCAAAGAUGGCAAGAAGAAGAAGAAGUUCUCCCUGAAGAACUCCUUCAAAUUCAAAGGCAUCUCACUAAAGAAGAACAAAAAGGGAAGCGAGGAAGGCAAGGAGGAGGCCACGUCUCCCACGACCGAGGACAAGCCCGAGGAAAAUGGCCACACAGCCAAGGAAACCAAAGAGGAGACGCCGGCUGUAGAGGCCAAAGAAGGGGAGGCGGUUGCUUCCCCUGCAGCUGAGGGUGAGGUCAAGGCUGCUGAAGAGGCCCCACCAACAGAGGAUGCUCCUGCCGAGGAGGCUGCCGCCGCCGCCGCUGCUGAGAGCACAACACCUGCAGCCUCUGAGGGUGAGGCCAAGGCAGAGUGACUGCACCCGAACUGAUUUUCCAAGAUUAAAGUAUAUAAAAAAAAUAUAUAUAUAUGAGAGACUUGUGCCACGUUCUCAAAAGUUAUAAACAAAACUACAAAAGAAGACAAAAAAGGAUAUAUCACAUUUGCUGAUUAAACCACCAGUUCACUGCCUUUUAUUAGUUCUUCGACAGACGGAAACUCACCGGGCCCUCUCAUGAUGAACGCGUCGGCUUGCGUCUCCACCCUCCCCCUUAUGGUACACACAGGGGCCGGUGUGUGGUGACUGUAAUGGCUUGGGCGCUGAGCAAAUCAGGAAUACUGACUUAUAUUCCCAAUUCAUGGAGAAAAAAAAAUCUUUUAUUAUUUUUAGCAGCGUGGCAGCCCUAUAAAAUCAAUUUCUUUCUUGGUCUUGGGAUCUAAAGAUUUUUUUCCACUCUUUGCUGAGCCGGAGCAGACCAUCUCUCUCACUCAAAGACUGUUAUAUGGACACAUGAAUCUUUCAAAUGAUCUUAUUAAUUUUUAGAUUUUACAUUCCUACGCUUUAUCCCCCUCGAAUUCCAAGUAUUUUGUCAUGUAUAGAAAAGUGAUAAUCCAGGAGGGGAGUUUGGAAAAGAGAUGUCUUAGUCUUUUUUUUUCCUUUUUUUUUUUUUUUUGGCUAAAACCACAUUCAAGCAGUGUUCACAUUUCAGAGUUUAUGAUGCAGUGGGGGUUGGGGUUGUGUACAAAUGUGAGCUUUUUAUCUGCAAACUGUCUCUGUAAAUAUGUUUUGGCAAACAUGUACGGUUUUCUUUAUUUUGCUAUUGUUUGAAGAUGUUAAUGGUUUAAUUGUAACUUUUAAUAAGGGUAAAAAUAAAUGUUCAAUCCCCUCCAA